AUGUGCGACAGCAUCUGCAAAAAUGAGAAGAAGUUUGUGUUGGGGCCUGCCCCCUCGCCUUGCACCACCAUGGAGGACUACGCCGUUUUUGAACCCGCAGCAAACCCGGUUAUCAGAGACAUAGUCCAAGAAACGACAAUCCAUGUGCCCAAAAUAGAAUACAAGGAAAAAAUCGUCCACGUUCCCAAAGUUGAAUACAGAACGUACCCCGUCCUGAAAGAUGUGGAGACGCCCAUAUACCGAGAAAGGUACAGGUACAAAAAUGUUCAGGUCCCUCAAAAGAAGCUCAGGGUGAAGCCAGUGUACAAAGUGGUAGACGUGCCUCAGUACAAAUAUGUGAAUAAAUAUGUGAAGAGAAAGUACAGACGGUUUCAGUACGUGCCGAGGGAAGUCCCUGUGCCUUUUAGACCCAGAAGACAAAUCUAUACAGAAAUUCCCAUCCGCAGAUAUAUCCCCCAAUAUUUGGAAAAUGGUCCCAUUGAACGAGACAUGAGUAAUAGCGCUUAUAACCUUCAGGGAGAAUUACCCCUCUUCGAAGGGUAUAAUGACAAUUGCUUAAAUAUGAUGAAUCCGUUUAGUAGGUCUAGGAGCAGAAAGAAGGAUAACUGCUUUCUGAGCUGCCUCUGUAAUGGGAAGAAUGAGGAGUCAUUAAUGUACGAAGCCGAUCCUCUGCUCUUUUCCGAUGCAGUUUAUACACACGGUAGGGGAAAUCUCUACGACAUGAGCAGUAGCUAUGAAUUUCCUCCCGGGGGGAAUAGCACAUUUGCCUAUAAUAGUUAUCCACUCGUUAUACAUGAACGGGAGAAUAAUUUGUAUAACAGAAUGAUCGAGACAACGUCUAACUUGUUGGCGGCAGCUGGGGUGGCUCUCGUGCUGGCUGGCAAACUGGGUCUGCAGGGGAUAUCUAUCCUCGUGGGAGGUACUGACAAGGGGAAGGAGACGCCCAAGGGGGGUCAUGCUGGUGUGGGACCCCAUCCGUAUGAGCUUGAUGGGGGUCGACGUGACCCGCUUAAACACUCGCAGGUUAGGAAGAAACAAAUUGAGGAUCAAAGCGGGAAGAGACCCACAAAAAGGACAACCAAAUAG
Molecule: messenger RNA, 1086 nt
Organism: Plasmodium inui San Antonio 1
Lineage: Eukaryota; Apicomplexa; Aconoidasida; Haemosporida; Plasmodiidae
Exons: 2
Coding region: 1-1086 (361 amino acids)
Source: RefSeq, a predicted model, not a curated record